AUGUCGGCUACCAACCAGGAGUUUGCUGACAACUACAUUCACCAUAACUCGGAGCCGCUUGGCCUUCGCCAGGCGCAGGCCGUAGACGCGGGCCACACUGCUCCCGUGCCGCAGCCUACCGCUGAGACUCCUCUUCCUACCGUGGGCUCGGAGCCUUCAGCUACCAACAUGUCGGAUGCUACUCGCUACGCUCCGGAGGCCACCGUCCCGACCCUCACUCACGGUCACGGUGUUACAAACAUGCCUCACCAUAACAUGUCGCCUGAGGCUCAGAGCGCUUUCAACGAGAUUCUCUUCCCUCGCGACUCGUACACUGAAAACGGCACUUACUGGGCUGACCUUCCGCUCGGCGAGAAGUUGCGCUUCAUCAACAAUCAGUCGAACGCCGAGGCUCGUCGUGAGCUCGGUGUGAUUGGCCGUAUGAUCAAGAAGGACCCCUUAAGCGUCAUCCGUGCUUACUUUGGCACCUACGUCAUCAACGGUCUGGGUAUGUUCGUCGAAGGUUACACUCUUUUCUCGGUCGGUAACUUGAAGCCCAUGUUUGCUGCUACCGACCAUGCCGGUCCGAACGGCAAAGGUACCCAUACCAGUCAGUUCUACCGCUGCUGGAACAAGCCUGACCCGAAAAAGGGCGACACCUGGAAGCAGAUUUGUGACAAGAACUGGCAGAACGCUAUCGACUACCUCGAAAUUGUUGGUAUUAUUUGCGGUCAGAUUCUCGUCGGUAUUGAGGGUGACUGGGUCGGCCGUAAGUUCGGUAUGGUCCAGGACGCUCUUAUCAUGACGCUCGGCUCGGUUAUGCUUACGGCUAUGUGGGGUACUACCUUCAACGGCUGGGUCAUUUGCUACGCUUGGUCGCUUUUCAUCUAUGGUCUUGGUGUCGGUGGUGAAUACCCGAUGACUUCGACUCGUGCUAUGGAGUCUCACAGCAACCGUUACUCUGUGACGACUGGUGACCGUAUGCACCGUGGCCGUAACGUGCUUCUUGCUUUCUUGAUGCAGGGUUGGGGUCAGUUCGUUAACCAGACAUUGCUGAUUCUUUUGCUUUUGAUCUUCAACAACUCGCUGAACACACCGAUCAAGCCGGCUGCUGCCCAGUACACGUUCCGUGUGUCGUUUGGUAUUAUUGCUGGUGUGACUCUCUUCCUUGCCUACUACCGUUACUACAAGAUCACCUACUCUGAGAGUGCUCUGCGCGACGCGAAGGAGCGUCUCAACACUUCUGGUUACGACUUGAAGUCGCUGAAGUUGGCUAUGGGUCACUAUUGGCAUCGUCUACUUGCUUCGACGUCCGGCUGGUUCUUCAACGACUUUUUCUUCUACGGUAACAAGAUUUUCUCGGGUGUGUUCAUCAAGCUGAUUACCGGCCCAGGGGGCACUUUCAGCACUACGUGGCUGUACAACCUGAUCAACGUCGGUGUUCAGCUUCCGGGUUACUACAUGGCUGCCCUUCUUGUCGACCACAAGCUGUACGGUCGUAAGUGGAUGCAGGGUAUCUCGUUCGCUGCUACCUUUGCUCUUUUCUGCGCUGCUGCUUUCUCGUACCACACUCUUACUACCACUGGUCCGGGUAACCUGAAGGUGUUCCAGUUCAUCUUCUUCUUCUCGUCGUUUUGGAACCAGUUCGGUUACAACUCUACCACUUUCCUCGUUGCUGCUGAGAUUUUCCCGGCUUCGAUUCGUGCUACUUGCCACGGUUUCUCGGCUGCCUGGGGUAAGCUUGGUGCCUUGGUCCCAACCAUUAUUUACAACUAUAUCGACAACCAGACGAAGUUCUACGUUGUUACUUGGUUCGGUCUGGCUGGUAUUAUUGUCACUUUCGUGUUCCUGCCCGACACCACUGGUCUUGACCUGCGUGAGCAGGAGCGCUACUGGGAAUACGUCAUGAGCGGUCGUCCUGAGGACUACCACGGUGUGGCUGUUCACCCGCGUCACCUGUCGCUCUGGGAGCGUCUUGUGCUCAAGCGGCACUUGGCCUACAACCCGCAGCUCGACGCUCAGCAGAAGACUGAGGAGUUCCACCAGGUGUACAACAGCACCAUGGCAAUUGAGAGCCACGCUGACCACGACCUCACGAUGGAGCAGCGUGACUUCCUGGAAAGCGAGUUCGGUAACAAGUACGUCAAGGACGUCAAGAUGAACCGCCCGAACCAGAUUUACUCUUCGAAGCUCGAGUCGCUUGAGAAGCAGUUGUAA
Malassezia pachydermatis is the source of this 2196-nucleotide messenger RNA. Its product is annotated as mfs phosphate. Lineage: Eukaryota; Fungi; Basidiomycota; Malasseziomycetes; Malasseziales; Malasseziaceae. The transcript has a single exon. Gene Ontology annotation, cellular component: membrane. Bases 1 to 2196 code for a protein of 731 amino acids. Gene Ontology annotation, molecular function: transmembrane transporter activity. The record is from RefSeq and is a predicted model, not a curated record. Gene Ontology annotation, biological process: transmembrane transport.